UUAGCAAAUCAAACAAACGAAUAAGUAGUCACACACAGACGGCUAUUCUUUUUAAUUUUCAUCUCACCUGGACGCAAGAGUUUAUUUUUCAUCAUGGCGAUCUGGAAUGAUGAAACCGAAGACCAAUUUAUCAGCUACAUCCAGGAGAGGCCAGCUCUGUUCGACAUUACAGAGAAACUGUACGAGAACCGCAUAGUGAAAACCGGACUCUGGCGAGAGAUUGAAGCUCUACUUGGUUUAUCAGAGAAAGAGCUCAAUAAAAAGUGGGAUUCUCUGCGAACCCAGUACACCCGGUACAGGAUAAUUGCACCAUCGGGUAGUUCUGGAACACUAAAGACUGGCAGACAGCAGUGGAUCCUGACCAGGCUGCAGUUUCUAGAGCCCUACACAAGAAGGAAGGAGAGUACUUCGAACCUCACCAUCACGGAACCUCAGGUGCCUGCAGAAUCACCUGAUGGCACCAGCAGUGAAACCUGGACCAGCACCACUGAGGAGUCCUUCCUCUUUGAGGCUGAGUCAAGGCCCUGCACUCCCCUGGCAGAAUCCAACAUCUGUGGAACAGAGUCCACACCGGCACCGCUCGGAGAGGGGCCAAGCCUACUCAGUCAGUUAAGCACUCCAAGGACUCCGGUGAAGCGCGGCAGGAAGAUGCAGGAUGAGUCCGCCAGUAAGGCGUCAAAAAUAUUGAUGCACAAGAUUGGAACAUUUUACUUCCACGGGUGAACAUAACGAGGACAUCGCGGCCCAUUCAAAAGUGUUUGAACACAGACUGCGGCAGUUGUCACGUAAUGUGCUGCCACACUUCCUGCAUGAUGUGGAAAACAUCUUCUUUAGGUAUUUAAAGGUCUUAGACAGCUUGCCCUGUCUUACUCUGUGGUUGGAGACAGACAGACUGACUGCCCUAUAUGCAUGCAUUUACGUCUGAGUGCCCUACAGUGUGCAUUUCGGAAGAUAGGCUGUUUCAUCAGCAACAAAGAUAAUGAAAGAGCUGACAAACUGUGCUGUAAAUUGAACUCAUUCUGUCAAACAUGAAUAUGUGUUUUUAAUGUGCAGAGGUUUACCAAGUCUGAUGUAUUUCUUUUAAAUAAUGGAAGGAUGAAUACAGCUAAAGAAACCUGAAUCA
Molecule: messenger RNA, 1123 nt
Organism: Notothenia coriiceps (black rockcod)
Lineage: Eukaryota; Metazoa; Chordata; Actinopteri; Perciformes; Nototheniidae
Exons: 3
Coding region: 94-723 (209 amino acids)
Biological process (GO): regulation of transcription by RNA polymerase II
Cellular component (GO): nucleus; transcription regulator complex
Source: RefSeq, a predicted model, not a curated record